Molecule: messenger RNA, 169 nt
Organism: Ilex paraguariensis (yerba mate)
Lineage: Eukaryota; Viridiplantae; Streptophyta; Magnoliopsida; Aquifoliales; Aquifoliaceae
Source: the annotation of a GenBank genome assembly
CCCCAAGUUGAAGCUGAUUACUGAUGUUGAAUUAAAACUGGAUGAUGAAGAGCAAUGUCCGAAUUUAGCGCAUGGAGCUGCUCAUGCAAAAGAUAUAUCUGAAACUGAUGAUGAUAGAGUUGACCAUUAUUGUCCAUACCAGAGGAAAGAAAAGAAUACAGGUGCAUAA